Liolophura sinensis is the source of this 2493-nucleotide messenger RNA. Its product is annotated as mitogen-activated protein kinase 7-like. NCBI's taxonomy places the organism in Eukaryota, Metazoa, Mollusca, Polyplacophora, Chitonida, Chitonidae. The record is from RefSeq and is a predicted model, not a curated record.
GCAAGGAAUUGAACUAUCGGCGGCUGAUAAAGAAUUGUUAGAGCGUUGGACGGUCAUGCAGGAGAAUCGUCCCCCUGGUGCACCCAGUAAGGACAGAACAACGCCACCUUCUGACCCCCAGGUCACUGAAAGGUCAACCUUUGACCUCCCUGCAGAAUUACCCAAUCAGAAGCAUCGUGACAGCCAAGGGUCACUGCCAAGUCCCUUGCAACAGCAGAAUCAGCAGUCUGGUCCUCAGCUUCAAGAAAGCAACUUAGAAACAGUGGCACAUGGAAAAACAAGUGGAAUCCAGGCCACAAAUUUCCAACAUGGUCAAACUGUGUUUUAUAGGGCAGAUAAUGCCAACAAAAAGCACCCUGAAAUGAGGAAGAGUUUCCCUCUGGAUGCAUUGAAUGCCAUUGGUUACUCGGCAGGACAUUUGACUGAAUCUCAGGACCCCAGAGCCAAUCAAAACAUCGGGUUAGUUCUGGGCAGAGAGUAACUCAUAAUAUACACGAAGGCUUGGAGCAGAGGGUGGGAAAUGCGAUGUUGAAACGAAACUCUACUGGAUCCACAGCGCUCACACAGGAAGUGACUUCUAGAGUCGGGUCAGCCUCUGUCUGGAGAGACAGCUCUCACCGUUGCUCAGACCCCGUGUUGUCGGGCUAUGGGUCACCCACAGGGUCUCCACAGACUUCCCAAAGCGAAUCUGAAUCCACGCCCUCCACAGGGGUUAUCUCCCUUAGCUAUAUUGACGAGAGUGUUUACAAUCCGGACUGUGUCCUCGCAAGAAGGGGCUGGCCUAUUUGUUUCAGAAUGCUCCUCUGGGCCAACAGUUGGGCUCCACACUCCAGCCUUUGUGCCACUGGAAAACAACUCGUGUUCAGUACCAGCACAAGACAAUGUGCCAAUGUUUGAGGCACGACCAACCAGUGAAAACAUGGCCGCCUCUUCCCAGAGCAGACCCACACAACAACUCGCCACCACAGUUAAAUAUAAACCCUACCCCAUCUGAAGUCACGGAUCAGGACAUGCCCUUCAGCGAACCGACAGCAUUCUCCUGCCAUGGGGGUGAGUCGAACGUCACUUCGUGUUCAGACAUCGUUGCCGAAUCAUCCAGCCUCCACAGCGAUUGGGUGGCUGUGCUUAGCAAACAAUUGUCUAAACACCUAGUGGAGGACAUUUACCCGCCAGCCUUGAUCGGGACCCCCAAGGGCUUAGGUGGAGGAUAUGGAGUGGGAUUAUCUCUGGACCAAGAAAUGGCAGAAGGGUGUCCUAACCCAGACUCCGCCCCCCUCUCUGCAUCCCUGCUGGCUGAUUGGAUGGAUGUGUCCGGGAACAUGAGCGCACGCGAGAUGGAGGCCUUGUUCAGAGAGGCAGAGCUUGCGUCUCCCAUGGCGAUCUCACUCAGCGAUUUCACCCUACCAUCAUCAUAGAUUCUCAAACUUUUUUCCAGGCAACUUCUAAUGCAAUUUAAACAACACUAUAUUUUUUUUUAUGUGAACAUGUGUUUAGAGGAAUUUUCUUACAUUUCCUAAACAUUAUGAAAGUAUUAUAUACAUUCUACUUUGUGGUGAUGGCAUUAUUGUUUUUGCAAGUAAUAUGUCAAGAUGUACAAUAUCAAUUGUAAUACAGUGUACAUGAGAAAAUCACUAUUUAGUGGCGUUAAUGAGUGGGUGCUGUGUUAUAAAAUAAGUCUAGGAAUAACAUAAGUUUCUUAUUUUAAUUAUAUAAGCAACGUUUCAGUGUACAUGUAUGCUUACAGCAUUUUGGGUGGUUGCUUAGGCCAUUAUCACCUAUGGGUUAGUAAUAGCGUAAGCAACCACACCCAAACCACCCUGGAAUGUUGAUUUUAUAUUAUAAGAAGUGAAUAUCUAGAUAUCAACAUAGAUUCUACAUGUAAUUCCUAUGGACAGAUUUCUCCUGACAAAACCCAUGGCUAUGGAGCGACACACAUUAAUUGUUAAGGCAAUGGCACUAUGUUGGCGAUUUGUAGUAGUUUUAGCCAAACUUUGUCGUCAAUUUGCUGUUUUCCAAAAAAUCUCUACAUUAAUUUAUUUACCUUAGUAUGAUGUGGCGAUUUUGCUAGAGACAGUAUAUUAUUUCAUAUAAUUGCAUGGCAGGUUAGGGUUAAUUUACUGCCUUGUCCAUAACAUAGACAUAGGUCAGGCACUAUAUCUUUUUUUAUUUUCCAUGUACAGGUGUAAAAGAUGUCUUGCCUCUUACCUUUAUAUCAGUGAUUAGAGUCCUCAGUUUCGUGCACCAAGAAAGUUAUGUUGUUGCCGCCAUACAUUUAACUGUCUGUUCACAGCUUUACAACAAAAGUUAUGCAAUCCAAUCCAAGACAUACUAUGGUUGAUUGGGUUCAGGAUAUAGAAAAUUUUGCAUCUGAUUCUUCACCACUGCCAGAUGUUACGCUAACACAUAUUUUUCUUUUUACCUUGGAAUAAUACUGAGUCGAGUAUUGUCCCUGUUUUCAGAGCUCGUCAGGCAGUUUUUGUACAUUUAGCAAUA